GGCUUAAUUAAUUUUUCCACAACUUAACUAUUUUUCCGCGAUUAAGCGAUGGUUACCAAUCAGAGCCUGUGUUUGUAAAGCUCUAUUUAAUUCUUGAGUGAUGCAGAGAUAAUAAUUCACUUACAGAUUAUUUUGGGAAUAAUUGGUUAGACCGCAACUGUAGAAAAUUUAAUUUAGAAUUUAGUUUGUAGGAUUUUUUAUUUAGCGUUAAAGGAUGUAGUUUUAAAAUUUUUUACAGCUAAAAAGAUGAGAUUUUAGAAAAUAAAUUUUUUACAGUCAUUUUUUUUUGUUUUUUUUGCUGUAACUUUAUUUUUUUUUUGUAGCUUUAAAAACUAAUAUAACGCAUGAUUGAUAAUUUUUAAUACUGUAGAUGAAAAUUGAAGCUAAAGUCACCUUUUACCGUUCAACUAAUCACCCCUUUAUCUUUUUUCUUUUUGGGAUUUGCUUGUUUUAAAGUUUCCUUUUUAGUUUCUGAUUUGUACUUAAAAAUGGGGCUUGUAAAUUAGGGGCGAAGUUAAUUAAAGAGGAAAGUUUGUCAAAUCUAUCCAAUAACAAUACAUUUCCGUUUUCAACAAUACAUACAUUGAAAACCUUUUUUAUGUCAAAUUGGGAGUAGUGACCAGAUUCCAGAGUAUAUAUUAUCAAAACUCAAAAGUAAAGUAGUGGUAUUAAAUGUUGUUACUAUUACAAGAAUAAAAGGUCAAACCGUUAAAACAAACAAAAAUAAAUAUACAAAGAGAAACCAUAAACUCCGACGGCCGCAAGUAUCGCAACUUUCUCUCUCUAAAAAACCCAAAUCCAACGUCUCCGUUUCUCUCUCUCUUCAAACGCGUCUUCUUCUUCAUCGUCUCUCUCUCUCUCUCUCUAUAUUAAUCCUUUUCUCCUCCUCUCUUCACCUUCAUUGAUCUGAAAUCGAAUGAUGGAUUCUCAUUCUAAACCAAGUUUGUAAAAGAUUCAAAGAAAAAAGGAACCUCCUUUCUCAUCCAUCCCUCGAUUUUUUCAUCAGAUUAAUGUUGUUGACAUCUGCAUCCUGCGUCUGUGGAGUUGGAAUCGACAAGAAGAUUGCGUCUGAUAAUAUAGUCAUAAGCACCGAUUUAAUGAACGAUUUGGUAGCUGGUUCUUUUGGUUAGAGAGGCAUGUGAGUUAUGGUAUCUACAACAUUCAGGAGAAUUGUGACGCCUUGUUGGAGACCUUUCGGUGUUGGAGAAGGUUCUGUUCCGGAUGAUGAUGGUAACGGCCGUCUUGAUGGUCUCUUGUGGUAUAAAGACUCCGGUAACCACCUCACCGGAGAGUUUUCAAUGGCGGUGGUUCAAGCGAACGCCCUUCUCGAGGACCAUAGCCAGUUAGAGUCCGGUCCUGUUAGUUUUGAUGAGUCUGGUCCCGAAGCGACUUUUGUUGGUGUUUAUGAUGGUCACGGAGGUCCUGAGGCGGCUCGGUUUGUGAACGAGAGGUUGUUUUACAACAUGAGACGGUGCGCUUCUGAGCAGCGUGGGGUCUCUCCCGAUGUGAUCACCAGAGCGUUUGUGGCGACGGAAGAGGAGUUUCUUGGUUUGGUUCAGGAGCAGUGGAGGACCAGACCGCAGCUUGCUUCCGUGGGAGCUUGUUGCUUGGUGGGUGUUGUUUGUAAUGGAUUGCUGUAUGUCGCAAACGCGGGAGACUCUCGUGUUGUCUUGGGGAGGCUUCAGAGUCCGUUUAAAGAGAUGAAGGCUGUUCAGCUAUCCUCAGAGCAUAACGCUAGUGUUGAGUCUGUGAGAGAUGAGCUGCGUUUGUUGCAUCCUAAUGACCCGAACAUUGUGGUAUUGAAACACAAAGUGUGGCGUGUGAAAGGGAUCAUACAGGUUUCGAGAUCCAUAGGCGACGCGUACUUGAAGAGAGCAGAGUUUAACCAAGAACCGUUGUUGCCUAAGUUCAGAGUUGCGGAACGUUUUGAGAAGCCUAUAAUGAGAGCUGAGCCGACGAUAACAGUUCAUAAGAUUCACCCUGAAGAUCAGUUUCUUAUAUUUGCUUCAGAUGGUUUGUGGGAGCAUCUAAGUAACCAAGAAGCUGUUGAUAUCGUUAACUCUUGUCCACGCAAUGGUGUGGCAAGGAGGUUAGUGAAAGCUGCAUUGCAAGUAGCAGCAAAGAAGAGAGAGAUGAGGUAUUCGGAUUUGGAGAAGAUAGAACCUGGCAUUAGGAGACACUUUCAUGAUGAUAUCACUGUGAUUGUUGUUUUUCUUCACUCUGCAAAUUUGGGGAUUCGAACUCCGGUCUCGGUCAGAGGAGGUGGUGAACUCUCAGGCAAUGCCAUUUUCUAGUCUUUUUUUUGUUACUCAAUAAUAGACAAAAAUAUAAUUUUCCCCCUUUUUCAAAUCAGAAAUUUGAUUUUGUUUGCUUCUUUCUUUACAAUAUGUUUUUUUAGUGAUCUUUUGGUUUGGCAGAUACUUUGUUUAAAUUAUUUUCUGAACUCAAAUUGUAAAUUUUAUUUCUUUUUUACCAAAACAUUAUGGUAACUAUGUUCAGUUAUACUAAAAGUGAGAACAAAAUCA
Molecule: messenger RNA, 2525 nt
Organism: Brassica rapa (field mustard)
Lineage: Eukaryota; Viridiplantae; Streptophyta; Magnoliopsida; Brassicales; Brassicaceae
Product: probable protein phosphatase 2C 48
Biological process (GO): protein dephosphorylation
Molecular function (GO): protein serine/threonine phosphatase activity; cation binding
Source: RefSeq, a predicted model, not a curated record